AUGAACAAAACAGAAUACCUGGAGAAAAUUGACACUAUUCUGGCGGACGAAAGAAAAUUUGUGAAAAUCAGCAAAGACCCUACGGAAGCCCUUAAGAAAAAGCUGAACAAAUUCAUCACCAUGAGCAACAUCAACAGCGAGACCAUCAAAAUCAACAAGGUCUCUGGUGAAUAUGGUAUGGGCUACUGCUAUGGCACCGUGAAGACACAUAAACCAGGAAACAAACUCCGGCCCAUCAUAUCACAAAUCCCGACACCGACUUAUAAUAUCGCGAAGAAACUCUGUAAGAUCCUUACACCAUACGUCCCAACAACAUAUAGCCUGAACUCAGCAACAGACUUCCUCGACAUCCUGAAGAGCAACAACUCAAGAGGAAUCAUCGCUUCACUGGACGUUGAGUCACUCUUCACGAAUGUCCCUGUUGAACGCACCAUCAACUACAUCGCUCAGCGAGUGUACCAUGACGACAGCACCCCACCGCUCGACAUCCCAGAAGCAGCUCUACGUGGCCUACUUCAAUGCUGCACGAAAGAAGCACCGUUCACCUGUCCACGGGGUCAAAUAUACCAGCAAAUCGAUGGAGUCGCUAUGGGCUCUCCAUUGGGAGUGCUUCUAUCAAAUUUCUUCAUGGGCUGCAUUGAAGAUGAAGUUUUCAAAACAAUAAACAAGCCGGACAUCUACUGCCGAUACAUCGAUGACAUCUUCAUCAAAACGAAGAACGAAGAAGACAUGGAAGACAUACGUACCUGCCUACAAGAGAUCUCAGGACUUAAGUUCACAAUAGAAAGAAGCGCCGAGGGGAAAAUGCCGUUCCUGGACGUACUCGUCACCCAGAACCAAGAAAACUUUUCCACAAACGUCUACGUAAAACCGACGAACAAUGGCCAGUGUCUCAACGGUAGAAGCGAGUGCCCUCAGCGAUACAAAGACUCUACCAUUGCCGCCUACAUCAGAAGAGCUAUCACCCACUGCAGCACGUGGAAAGAAGUCCAUGGAGAAAUAAGCAGAUCAACCAAUGUACUCCUCAGCAACGGAUUCAACACCAACGACAUUGAAAAGCAAGUUAAGAAGACCGUGGACAAAUGCCAUUCUCCACUCUUCACAGGCCGUUCCCAGACACACUCAGGCGCCGCGACGGCUCGCCAGGCCCUCGCCGUGAUGCCUGAGCGUGUUGCCCUCAAGCCAGUGCCGCGAAGAGGUGACGAGGAAGAGGACGAGGAGGUGGAGGGGGACGUGUGGGCUCUUGAUUUCGCUCUCGAAGUGACUGCAGUGCGUCAGCCUGAAGUCUGUGACGCGAGGUGGAGGGCGAGGACUGGAGGUGGAGAGGACGGGUGGGCUCUCGUUUUCGCUCCCGAUGUGGUUAAAGUGUGUCCCCCUCAAGAGCUGUGGCGUGACGACCGACGCGAGUGA
Messenger RNA from Eriocheir sinensis (Chinese mitten crab), 1410 nucleotides. RefSeq lists its product as uncharacterized. Lineage: Eukaryota; Metazoa; Arthropoda; Malacostraca; Decapoda; Varunidae. Bases 1 to 1410 code for a protein of 469 amino acids. The record is from RefSeq and is a predicted model, not a curated record. The transcript has 3 exons.